GGAUGGAUAGCUGUUUGAAGAAACCAAGAUCUGCCCGAUGGACUGAGCCAGGCUGCCGAGUAUUUAUUAUCCAGCCAGCCCAGGUACAGUGAGACUUUCCGGUCCCCUCAAUCAAAUCGUAUCUCGCAGGCACGUUCAGGCACUACUAAAGACCUGUCAUUCCUUUCGAAGGCCCAACUUCCCAGAAUGACCACAUUUCUUUUCCCCCCUGGGGAAAAUGCUGCGGCACCUCGGAAGCGAAGUGGAUAUUGCACUGUUCUAACUGAUAUAAUCCGUGCUGCUGUCGAUGCCAAGAGCGCAUUGGAUAUCGUUGCAAAUCUGUUGCGAGGAGAUGACCAGUAUGGGUUUAGUAAAUUCGAUGCUCACGUUGGGGAAACAGGCUGCCACCUUCGCGCUACCAUGUUGGCAGAAGCAUUUCGUGCCUGCAAAAGCAGCCUGUCAAAGUCGACAUCUACAGACUCUGUACCCAAAUGGAUCGAUAUAACCAUCACAAAUCUUGCUGCCCUUCGCAAAAAUGCCGAACAGCUCUGCUUGGAUUUAACCAAGAAUCGGAAAGAUCCACGCGAUGUUGGACUUGGUUUCAAACAGGAUACACCAGAACAGAUCAUUCGAAUCCUCUUAUCCAGUGAAAUUAUUGGUUCUCAAAAUGUGGUAGCUCAUUCCGAUCACACUCAAUAUGGACUAGAGAGCUUGAUAGUCCGCCUAGGCAAUCCAGAUGACUGCUACCAGGCAACCUGGAACCUAGGAAGCCCCGAGAUCUUGGUCCGCUUUUUUGUUUAUAGUUAUACCCUAUCCAAGUACAAGCGAUUCUUCGUGGGGCCUGAGGGUGAUGGCUGUCGUCUAGAAUUGGGAUUGGUAGCCGAAGAGAACCACCGUCUUGUUAAACCGUUUUGGGAUCUCAGUAAAAAAGAGUACAUGGCAUCUAAGACUUCGCGGAUUCAGAGGGAGUUCACGGCGUUACAAAUUUGGAUUUCAGAACUUAGCUGCAACUGGCUUCGAUCAUUGUCCCACAAAUUGUCCACGGAAUCUAUCCAUUCAAAUAUCGUUCGCACGUCGAUCCGGGCAUCAAGAAAAGGAAUCGUUGCAGGUGCUUCCUUCCCGACGUUCAUACUUCUUCGUGAAGCGUGGGCAGUGUCGUUUGGUUCCAUAGUACUGGUAGAUCGACAUUUCUGCUCCGAAGGGUGGCACUACAACGUUCUAAACUGCCGUCUUCGAAUCCUCGAUCACCAUGACUCACCUAGGCCAUACACACGCUUAGCAUGGGAGCUCCAAGAAACCGAUAUUUCCAGUCUUGGUAAGGAUUGUGAUGAUAUCACGCCUACUAUUGUUAUGAUGGGCUACAGCAUUAGAGGUCGAAACUCAGACUACACGGGUCGAGUUCUCGCGAAAGAAAAAGGCUCCACUGCGUCUUGGCCUCACAGAGAUGAGACCUGUGCAGAAAAUCUCUGCCACCUAUCUGAACUGCUAUCUGCCGAUCACGACCACUUAGCUAUGGCGUUUUUCGCUGCCCACCCGGCGUAUUCCUUCCCUCUGGACGGUCUCGAAACAGAGGAGCAAAUAGUUCAAUUCCUAGUAGCACAGUUUCCUCAACAUCAAGACGCUGCAGCUUUUCAAGACCUGUGGGAGAGACUGUAUUUAGAAGCCGACACGCUAGGCGUGGGCAGAGGCUGCGUUAACAUCAUAGGAUGGCAGCAUAUAUUUGCCGAGACAAGACAUGGGCUGGCUAGAUUGCUGGAAAAAUGGUUGCUAGAUGAGAACUUGAUGCCCUUGUCAGCUAAGUGAUGUCUAUAU
Messenger RNA from Talaromyces proteolyticus, 1791 nucleotides. RefSeq lists its product as uncharacterized. The transcript is spliced from 4 exons. Bases 187 to 1782 code for a protein of 531 amino acids. The record is from RefSeq and is a predicted model, not a curated record. NCBI's taxonomy places the organism in Eukaryota, Fungi, Ascomycota, Eurotiomycetes, Eurotiales, Trichocomaceae.